This is a messenger RNA of Mycena indigotica, 1272 nucleotides long. Its product is annotated as Peptidase-M16 domain-containing protein. Gene Ontology annotation, cellular component: mitochondrion. Bases 22 to 1272 code for a protein of 416 amino acids. Lineage: Eukaryota; Fungi; Basidiomycota; Agaricomycetes; Agaricales; Mycenaceae. The transcript has 5 exons. Gene Ontology annotation, molecular function: metal ion binding. The record is from RefSeq and is a predicted model, not a curated record.
CGAACCCGGCUUCAUCCGGAAAUGCUUUCAACAACUCGCGCGUCGGUGCGCAUUGCCCGUCGCUCGUUUGCAACCGUUGUCGACAAUGCGGGUCUCAAAGUCGCUUCGAUAGAGUCUAACCAACCAACCGUUUCUGUAACCGUUCUCGCCAAAGCAGGGCCAAGAUACCAGUCAAAACCAGGUGUCGCUCAUGCCCUCAAAAACUUUGCAUUCAAGGGGACUGGAGAGAGGUCUGCGCUGGGUACAAUACGGGAAAGUGAACUCUACGGCGGUGUUUUGUCGACAACGCUCACUCGUGAACACCUUGCUUUGACAGCAGAGUUUUUACGCGGAGACGAACAAUUCUUUAUUGACGUCCUUUCCUCUGUCAUUUCGUCGACGAACUACACUCGUCACGAAUAUGAGGAGCUCGUGCUUCCAGCGAUGGAGAGUGACAUUUCUGCUCUUUUGGCCGACCCCGCAUCGCACGCAGUCGAACUUGCUCAUGCCCUUGCUUUCCGUUCCGGUCUUGGCGCGUCACUGUUUGCUGGCCCUCAUUCACCAGUGACUGCCCAUGACGUUCAACAGUUCGCGUCGAGUGCGUUUGCAAAGGACAAUAUUGCCAUCUUGGGCACUGGCUUGUCAGAAUCUUCGCUCAAAUCCCUCGCAACUUCUGCAUCCUCUGCAUCAGGACUGACCACCUCCGUCUCCUCGUACUUUGGUGGAGAGACUCGUGUCGAAUCUCAUGGUGGACUCCAAACCAUUUUCAUCGGCUUUGGCUCUGCUGGCGCCCCUUCAUCCGAGCUUGCCGCUCUUGCUGCCUACCUUGACCCCAAUCCGUCUGUAAAAUGGGCUCGUAGUGAAUCACCCCUAUUGCAAUCCGGGAAAACGUCUGCCAGGGUUGUAUACCUGCCUUACUCCGAUGCGGCUCUCGUUGGUUUGCUUAUUCAGGGUUCUUCCACCGAGCAAGUUACUACUGCCGGAAAAGCUGCGAUCACAGCUCUGAAAGGCUCGACCGCACUGAAAGCAGAUGAUCUCAAGUCUGCUAUCGCAAAGGCAAAGUUCCGUCUUGCAAACACGGCAGAUACUCGUGAGGGACUGAUCAACAUUGUGGGCUCCAAUGUUCUGUCUGGGUCUAGUGGGGUGUCCCUGGAAUCGUCUCUAUCCUCCCUCGACAAAAUCACGGCUACUGCUUUCAACAAGGCCGCAACCACUCUCAUCAAGGGCAAGCCUACCUUCGUGGCUAUUGGUGAUACUACCAAACUUCCGUUCGCAGACGAACUUGGGCUUUGA